AUGGCAACUAGUCUGCUGGAAGAUGUCAAGAGUGUGCAUGAUGUCGGUGGAAUCAUCGGACUGCGUAAACUGGCCAACCACGUAAAAACAAACGAUGGAAAGUGUACGAAUAUUGGUGCUCUAUUGCACAAUUCGGUUGUACGGGCAGAGAAGAAGGAUGAAAAGGAUAAUGAGCUCCUCAAGCUCAACUAUUCUGUCUGGUCUCUUCUCAGCAAUGAGGUUACACAGGAGAGAUGCACCGAGCAAAAGAGUCCAUUUGGCAUAAUCUUUGGUUCAUUCUUUGUAGAUGCAUUCAAGAGAAUAAAGCUACUAUCACGAGAUAACAAAAGACCAGAGUUUGAACUCUGUGUAGAUGAACUUACAAGGAUGAUUUCCUCAAUGGUGACUGGAGAAAUGGACCGCCGCUUUUAUCAAGAUUUAAAGCCUACGGAUGCAAAAAGAAUGGUAUUUAUGCUAAGGACAACGAUAUCACUCUUUUGCGAUAAGGUCAUUGAUGUACUAUAUCCUUCUGGAAAUAUACCACUGUUGCUACUCUCUCAGUGGGCCAAAUGCGUUGUUGACAUUGUAAAGCUUCUCAGGUCGCUAAAUAAAAGAUGUGUUCAAGGAUUCGAACAUGAUAUUAUUCAUGACUUAAAGGCUAUGCUAAAGAGACCAUUCUACACCGAUUUUAGUCUAUUUGGACUUACAGUAAAGAGUCUAGAAACUGUGAGUGAUGGGAUUGAAAUUAAGAAACCUAGAGUGUCUGUAAAUCAAAACACUUUACUAAUAAUGUCUGUGUUACUCUCGGAACUUCUUUAUGGUGAUAAAAUGAGAAUCUCUGGAUCAAAAGAUAAUGUAGUAUACACCCUUAACUUGACCAUGUGGGAUGGCGGCUCAUCUACGAAUAACAUAACAAAGGAAUCUGAAGGAAUUCCACUGGGUCCUCUCUCUCAGAGAUUGGCUGUAGAGUUCCUAUACAAAUCCCUUGUCAUGAAUGUUGAAAGUGAUCACAUGCUCCUUGCUUUUAUAUUCCUCCUAAAAUCGUACAUUUUCAUAAGGUUUGGCUCAUUUGACAUAUACACACAGGAGCAUUUUGUCAAGUACCUCUUUGGUGAAGAGGAUGUUGGCGCAUAUAACACAAAUAAAUUUGUUCAAUGGGUUGAGACACAAAGUGCAGAAAAUAUGCACGAACAUUCCGAUUCAGAGUGUAUGAUAAUUCUUGAAACGAUUCAGUUGCUAAAUGAGAUGUUUUACAAUAAUUUAAAAGAGUAUCAUGCAAGUAGUGAAAUUUAUACAAACACAUACAACAAACGAGUUAUAUUCAUGAGGGACAAUGUAAAGCUGCUAAAUAGGCUGAUAUUUAUGAUAUACCUGGAUUAUUUCAGGUAUAAGAUGAAGACUGGGAUUAAAUCGUAUGAUUCAGAAUAUUUUGAUCAAUAUUAUCAGUUAUGGAUCGUGCUAAUUAAUAAUGUCCCAAGUAUUUCCAACGAAAUGAGUGAUAUUUCAACAUCUAUUCUUAUCCUUUGCUCUAAAAUGUUAGAAAGCACUAGAUUGUUGGAAACUAUUCCUAGCAUAUUUGUGGGUGAAAAGGUAGUUUAUGCAGAUUGUGAUAUCUUGACCAUAGACAGUUUGUCAUACACAAACUGUAAAACCAUUUUAAUUACGUAUCUAGAAAAUGGAGGAAGCUGUGCGGAUUUUCUAAACCUUGUAUACACUGAGCUAAGCAAAAAUUUUCAUGUAUGUUCUUUUAGAGACGCUAGAAUGAAUCAGCUUGGUGUACUCUUCAAGAUAUAUUCUACACUUGUAAAAAGAGACCUUGGAUGUUUUAGACCAGAACUCCUCACACCGAGUAGAUCGCAAAGUGAUAAUCCAAUCUCUAGGACAAGUUGUGGGAUUUCAAACGAAGAAUAUGAUCUGUGUUUUCUUUUGGAACCCGUGAAUGAAAACUCAAUAUGUCUAAUAUGUCUAUGCAUAGAAGUUGUACUAUACUAUAUUGAUGAACUAGGGAGACCAUCUAACGAUGAAAUUAAACUCUGUUUUGCCUUUUUAAAUUCACUUUUGAUAAUCAUGGUUGACAUUGAUAGGAUAUUAAAAUACUAUGGGAAAAGUUCAAACGAACACUCUGAUCUUUUAAUUCUAAUAUUGGAAACAUUUUUUCGCAUGCAAAUGAAGGAAAUUGGUCAAAAUGUAGGCUCUGAAUUCAAAAACGCAUUUUAUCGUAUAUUUUCCAUAUGUGAUGUAAUAUUUGAGCUAAUUGCCAACAAGUUUUUGGAAAAUGAAUUUGUUAGUGUUGAACUGUUUAACAACACCCAAACCAGUACACUUGUACCGAAUUGUAGUACAGCAGAAAACAGAGGAACAUGGUUAUCUCUAAUACUACUUUUUAGAACGGUAAUUUCAUCUCCAAUAAAGCCUGUUCAUAACGUAGUAAACAGUCUUAUAUUCUUCUGUAAACAUAAUGCAAGUAUGGUUGAUUCUGCCAAGGGAGAAGCACAUAAGUUACGCAACUCUAGUUACAAACAAAUGUUCCUAACUAGGAUAUCUGAAAUGCGUAGAAUAGUCGAAAGACUCAUUACUCAUGCAUUUUCUAGGUAUAUUUCUCACGUUAUCAUAAAUAUUCUGGAGACAAACUCCACUGGAAAUCUCACAGAAGAGUAUAUUGAUGGAUUUAUCAAGACAGUAUUGCUCUACAUUUCUACUGUAGUUUUUGAUGAUGACGUAUAUGGAAUUAUAUCCCUAAUGCCAGCGAUUAUUGGUCUAGCUUCCGCAUUUCAUUCGAAUAGUAAUAUGGAUUACGAAAGUUUUGUCAAGUUUGUUCACAAUUACACAAGGUUAAUUAGCAGAAAACAUGGAGUUUCAAAUUCCGUACCUUUUAUUUCAGAUAUUAGUGUAAUACCACUAAAAGUGGUGUAUGAUGAAAAUAGUCUUCCCAUCGCAGACAAUCCUGAAUGUGUAAAGGAGGUUCCAUUAUUUUCACUAGAAUCCCCUUGUUUCUGUUUCAUUUGUGGUUUAAAAAUGGUUGUUGGAUCUCAUACCGGUUAUAUUACCAUCUGUAAUAAUUGCGGGAGUCCAUCUCCGUUAGUGCCAACUGGCAAUGUAAAUUUGCAAAAUCUUGGAUCAACAAUCUUCCUAUCUUCAUCAAUUCCAGUUAUUUGUACACUUACGGAUGUUUCCUUUUUGUCAAUUAUUGGAUAUGCAGAUGGAGAAAUGGUUCAGUUUGUCUAUAAAAGCCUCCUUGAUGUUCUUAUCCAAACCAUACAAGUAUUCUCAGAAUUUAAUGUUACAGGCAAGGAUAGUUCUAAAACAAGUGAAACAGACAGUACAAAUGAGAAUAUUGACAUAAUAAAUAGUGAGAAAGAGGCAACAAGAAAACUUUUGGAAAGUGCAUCAGAUCUCAUCGCUCUAUUUACCACUAGGAGUGCAGAAAAUAUGGAACUUAUUUAUGGGUUAAUUCCAAAGUUUUCUGGUUUUGGUGACUUUUUAUCAGUCAUGUGCUUAUCUAGAGACAUUGUUUUAAAAUUUGCAGAUUUUUUCAGCCUUGAAGUUAUACAAGAAUUUUUCAGGGCUAGAUUUUCCGAAUGCAGUUUUCUCUUUGUCGAUUGCACAAAGAGUGUUGGCGAAAUAAAGUUGCAGUAUCUUUAUGACUAUUAUAUUCUAUCAACAAUUUCUAAGGACAACAUACCAGUUACUGACUCUUAUGCGAUACAUUUGUCUAGCAGUAAAAACAUUGCACUGACACUUACAAAUCUAAGUAUACAGACUAUUUCGGAGCUCUUUAUCCGAUAUUUGGAAAUUGUCCAACCGUGUGACAUAGGAAAGUUUGCAGAGAAUUUAUUUCAACUAUCCCGGUUUUCAAAUUUGUUCAGUAUGCCUCUAAAUAGGCUAGUAACAUCAGGUCUCUGUAUAACAGUAUUAGAUAGAGUAGAGAGAACCAGUUUCAAAUUCAAGAGGAGAAGUGAUGCAGUAGCUAGUAUUUACAGGAUAAUCCUCAAUAACUCGGCAUUUACUUCUCUAAAUACCUUGUUUAACAUGCCUCUUAGACAGAUUAUGCCACACUAUCAAACAAUAUUUGGUACGGUAGAGUAUAACGACUAUACACUCUUCAGGAUGCUCUUUAAUAUGGAGGAAAUCGGAAAGAUGCAAAACCUGGACCUGCAAAAAAUUCACAAAUUCAAAUUCUAUGCGUUUAUAAGACUAGUUUGGUUUACAACCAAUCCACAUGUAGUUGUAAAAUUAUUGUUUUCACGAGAUGCCAAGGAUGUUACAUUAAAGGGUGCUUUAUCUAGGGAAAAUAUUUGCAACAAAAACAAAAAUGUAUUGGAACUUCAGUCAAACUAUGUGGUGAAUAUCUUUAGCACAUAUCUAAGACUGCAACAAUUAUGUACGGACCAUUCCCUUUUAUCGUCUGAUGGUGCUCAAUCGGCAGAUUAUACUCACUCUGGAGAGAGUGUGCAUAAUUAUGCAGAUAAUCCAAUUAGUCAGCUGUCUACAGAAAAAUCUCUGAAUGAUCAUGAAAAUUCACCUACUAAUAGACACAAAAUUUACGAGUUUAUGGAGGGGAAUUUUAUUCGUAUUCUAAAUCUAUUUGUAACCACAUGGUUCAAGGAACAACACGUUAGUUAUUCGCUAAAGAACAAGAGGAUAUUCUAUCCGGAAAUUUAUUUAUAUGGAAAGCAGGAUAAAGAAAUACAGCGAAUCUACAACUGUAUAGCUUUGAUCAUGAAAAUUUACAAUGGAGACUUGGAUGCAUUCUGUGAUCGCAUAAUUGAAGCUCUGACAAUUUGUGACCUAUCCGAAUAUAAUUAUAAACCCCUUCUAGAGUGUUGGAUAAUUUUAUCUAGAAAACUCAGUCUUACAGUUCUCUGCAAGUACUCCCCUGGUAUUGUCUACCAGAUCAAUAGAAUCACAAAGUUUGACAAGGAUGGAUUAUUAUCAAGAAUAAUUUAUGAUAUUGAAAAUGAGAUCAAGGACAAUCUUACUAGGGCUGAUGCUACAGUUCACUCUCAGUAUGUUGCAUCUAUAAUAAACUGUACCAAUGAUUCUCUAUCUUGUUCAAAUUCUAUAUAUCACCACUUUCAGUGUUGUGCUUCGAUGAUAUAUUCCUCAGGUGGUCAAAAGAACCCAUAUAUAACAAGAGAGGCAGCUGCGUUUGCGGCGUCUGAGGCGCUCUCAAAAAAUCCUUUCAUAAUAAAUAAUGAAGAAUGUAAGGAAAACGCCUCAGAUUUAGCUUAUGCUGCCCUUGCCACCAUUUACGAGUACUCGGAUGAUUUGGCUAAAAGUCCAACUUCGUUAACGGUUGCUUGCUGCAAGAUUUUAGGAUACCUUCACUUUGAUCUGCAAACAUUCCACAUGGAGAAACGCAAAGGUUCUGCCGAUAUUUUGCGCACGGAUAAUUCUGUGGAUCUUGCAAUAACACUACUCACAAACUACCUCAUACCGAAUAUGCAUAUGCCAAUAACAUCAUACUGCAUCCAACAAAUACUAAAAUUUCUAGGAUUUCAUCAUGUGGAAAAGGUAGAAACUGGGAAAGAUGAUGGAGAAAAGAAGAAGAAUAGAAAAAACAACUGGGAAAGUGGUUAUAAACAUAAUGAGGAUAAAAUGGAUCUUGAAAGUAAAUGGAAGCUUACUUUUGAGCAAGAUGUUCAGCAAUGUCUUGAACCAUACAGAAGUACUAAUUUUCUACGAAACAAACAAAUUGAGGAAGCUAUAGAAUGCCAACUAGAGGCGAAUACGGUCUUGGAUAUAAAGUGUUUCGUAUGGUGGUUGCUAAAAAUGUUACCGGAAACAUGUCUGAAUCUUCCGCUCUUUAAGGCAUGCGACUUAGCAAUGGUACAAAUUCCAGCAGUGCUAUCAUUUUUAUUACCGUAUAUAAUAUCGUCAUCCGUGAGAUAUCUAACUACAGAGGAUUGUGCUGAGAUUGGGAAACGUAUGGCCAUGUUGCUUUGUAAUAUUUUGCAAAAGGACAGUAGUACAUUUGGAAUUAAUUGGAAAUCUAGUUUUGAUAAUAUAUCUGCGCAAGACGCUUCUUCAUUUGAGCUACAUGAUCACUAUACUUCCUGCCAAGCAAUAUUUAACCUAAUAGAUCAGAUUCGGUUUAUGGUUGAUAAAGGUUCUCAUAUGCUCCAGGAAGCUAGUGAUAAAGACUUUAUUUCUUUAGUAAUCUCUCGUUUCAAGUCCAUACUAAGUGCUAUUCCAAAUAUUUUGGUAGCUCAUGCUGCAAUAUCUUGUGGAUCUUAUGCAAGAGGAGUAAUGAUUAUUGAGCAUGAACUUACAUAUAGAGUAUCAUCAUAUGAUUUUUCUAAUCCAAUAGACUCACUAGGGAAUGUGAUUUCAAACUACAAUGGCUCUCAGACUGAAUCGUUAAAUUCGCGUGGUAUAAUAUCUUUACUUUGUAGAGGUUACGGUGGACUAUCAGAAUUAGAUGCGCUUAUUUGUAUAUCUUCCUUUGUAAAAAAUACAAACACUUGGAAUGCACACACUUUGCAAAGUCCUGAAGACGAUAUCAUAAGUCACAAAAAGGAUGAAAUAUGUAAGGCAUUUUCACUUGAAUGUAAAGGGAUGUAUAGAAGCGCUUACGAUAUAUACAAUACACUCUUGAAAGAAUCUCAAGACUGCAAAUUGUGGACAUGUUGGUAUAGAAUUGUCCAAUUAUUGGGACCAAAUUCCUUUGUUACAUUUCCUAAAAUUGCCGACCACAAUAACAUUUCAGAUUCCCUCUUUGCCGAAUCUGUAACAGCGUGUUGGAAGCUCUCCCUUUGGGAUGAGUUGGAUGAAAUUCUUUCAAAGCAUAAAACUAAUAGAAAUCUGGAUGUCAUAAUGGACAUUGACACAAGUAUACUGGAGCCAAGCUAUACUUGCCCAAGUGCUAGAGAAAUUGAUGUUUGUACUCAAAAUCAAGCAGAAUCUUUUUGGACAUCUCUGCUUAUGAAGGACUCUGUGGAUGUCUGGUUCAUGGAAAAGACUGCAUGCUCACUUAGUUUGAUUCAAAAGUUUAAGUAUGAGGAAAGUUUUAAAAUUGUAGAUGAUAGUUUAAACCACCUGGUGAGACCGCUUGGAUUGGCAAUUCAUGAGUCUACCCAAGUUGGCCUAAAAUAUCUUGAAAAAAUCGCAAUUUUUAAUACCCUAAACAUUGUAUUGGAGUUUUAUAAGAACGGAGAAAUUGGAGAAGAUGAUGAAAAAACGUUUGCAAAGUCACUGAUAAAAAAGGCACAGGCAUUUGCAAAUAAUCGUUGCAAUACUCUUGUGAAUAUUCUCGGAACCGCUAAGGUUGCUUUAGAACUUGGUGGAAGAGUGACUGCAGCUAGUACUCUUUUGAUUUAUCUCAACAAAAUGUGUAGACUCAAUGACAUAAAAAUACAUAUUCCGGGUUCAAUAAAUCUCUCAAAUGUUAUACCGUGUCUAAAGAAUGAAAUAAUCAUAGAAAAUGCGCUUACGCUACAUAAGAAUGGAGAUGUGGAAGGGGCUAUUCAAGAGAUUAGUAGAGUUGAUGAAAACAAUUUUGAGGGGUUCUAUAAUUUGGUAAAGAUCUAUUCAGAAUCUAACUUGCUAAUCUCAAAAAUUGCAGUGUCCUACAUGCACCAAGUUUUGGAACUUGCUCCAAGCAGCUUCAAGGCAAAUUUACUCUAUGCAAAUUAUCUUGAUCGCCUUAUAGAAGGAAGGAUAAGAAACUCACAGACUAUUAAAGUUAUAAAGGGUGAAAAGGGUAGAGGGAGAAAGAAGGAAGAUUGCUCCACAAUUGCGGGUAUAGAGGGAAUUCCUGGAAUGUUUUCAUUUGUAGAACUUGUGGGUAUGACAGUUGGUGCAUAUUUACAGUCGUUGCGUUUUGUGGAUACCUGUCCCCUGGGUGCUGAUGUAUCUGAUGAUGAUUCAUCCAUGGAAAUUGUAGAUAUUCUGACAAAAGUGGUCACAAUCAUGUGUUUCUACUGCACACCAAACACUAGGCAAUUUUGCAGUGGUAUAAACUUUGAGGAUGAUGCCUGUGAAUUAUUUUUCAAAUCAAUAAAUGAACGUGUAACAAGUCACAGCUCCGCCUUUCCUCACUAUUACUGGUAUUCUGUUUUAUCGCAGCUGGUUAGUCGUUGCCAGCAUAAACUUUUGGGUGCCACAAUUUUCCAAAAUAUAAUCGCAAAUUUGAUUUCUAGAUAUCCAAAACAGACUUUAUGGUCCACUCUCUACUUUGGACAUUCUUUAUCAUCAAAACGGCGCAGAGUUCAUACGGAAAUCGUGCAACUUGCCAUUAACUUAAAUGGAAAUAUAAAUAACGUCAUUGAGUGUUAUGAUUCCGUGUUUAGGGAAAUGCACAAUGUUGCUCUAAAUCGUGAUAUUCAAAUCUCUGAAAAGUCUGCAACAAAACUGGGUAUCAUAUAUAAGCUUAUAAAUGAUGAUAAACUCAAAGGUGUUGUAUUGAUACCAACCAAGGAACAGUUGAGCUUUGAGGCCAUAAGAAAUGGAGGAAUAGUUGAGGAAGUUUACGGAAUGUCUGAAAAUAUCCAGGUCCUAAGGUCAAAGCAGAAACCAAAGAAGAUUUCACUUAUUUCAAGCACCGGCCGUCUGGUAAACUUUCUAAUAAAAAAUGAAAUCAAGGGGGAUCUUCGCAAAGACAUGAGAAUGAUGGAGGCUACAACGUACAUUAUAAGAAUGAUCAACUAUACUGAUGUCAAGUUGCAAAGUUACAGUGUCGUACCUCUUUCUGAAGUAUCUGGGAUUAUUGAGUUUGUAUCAAAUAUGUGCACUUUGAGGGCUCUUGUAAAUGAUGAAAUGAGAAAGGUACUACCAAAUGUAGAAAACGAUACAAGAGGUGAUAUAAACAAGUAUUCCCAAGCAGUGUCAGACAAGAGAUACUCUGAAUCUCUCUCAUUAUUUGGAAGUAUUGCUGAAAGGAGACCUCCUGUUCUCCACAGAGUACACUUUAAACUCUUUAGAAAUGAUCCAGCAGUGUGGUACAAUACAAGAAGGCAAUAUAUUAUAAGCUCCGCAAUGUGGAAUAUUUUUGGUUACAUUGUAGGAUUAGGAGAUAGACAUGCUGAGAAUAUCCUAUUUAACGUAAAGAAUGGACAAAUUAUGCAUGUUGACUUUGAUUGUCUAUUUGGAAAGGGAACCACAUUGCUGAUUCCAGAAUUGGUUCCAUUUAGACUAACGCAAAAUAUAGUAUGCAAUCUUGGUGUUUGCGGAGUUUGUGUAGAUGGUCCAUACUAUUCAGAGUCACUCAAAUUCCUUAAAAUGCUCCACAAGAAUCAAAAGAGGCUAACAUCCGUCCUAAUGAGCUUUGUAUUUGAUCCUUUAAUUGAAUGGGAUGGAAAAGAAAGUGAACAAGGUGGACUAUCACAAAAGGUACUUCAAACUGUGCAGGAUAAACUCAGGGGAAUCGUGAAUGUCAUCAUCCCAAACGUUGAAAUUGCAAAGGGAAGAAAUACGGAAAGUAAGGGGAAAAUCUUCAGCGAUUUGAAAUCAUUUGAAAUGAUUGCAGAACCGCUUGAACCAAAGCAACAACUGCAACAACUCAUUAAUGCUGCCAUGUCACCAGCACACUUGUCCAAGAUGUUUGUUGGAUGGGCACCAUGGUUAUAA
Messenger RNA from Theileria equi strain WA, 9546 nucleotides. Its product is annotated as phosphatidylinositol 3- and 4-kinase family member protein. Gene Ontology annotation, molecular function: protein serine/threonine kinase activity; protein binding. The coding region runs from base 1 to 9546 and encodes 3181 amino acids. The record is from RefSeq and is a predicted model, not a curated record. The transcript is spliced from 3 exons. Gene Ontology annotation, cellular component: nucleus. NCBI's taxonomy places the organism in Eukaryota, Apicomplexa, Aconoidasida, Piroplasmida, Theileriidae. Gene Ontology annotation, biological process: telomere maintenance; protein phosphorylation; DNA damage checkpoint signaling.